Molecule: messenger RNA, 303 nt
Organism: Paramuricea clavata
Lineage: Eukaryota; Metazoa; Cnidaria; Anthozoa; Malacalcyonacea; Plexauridae
Source: the annotation of a GenBank genome assembly
AUGAAGGCAUCGAUAUGGAAAACCGUUAUGGGGGAAAGCAUCAUUCUUUGCGGUGAUGGCCGAAAUGAUUCACCAGGCUUCAGUGCUAAGUAUUGUGUGUAUGUACUUAUGGAGCAGUUUGUCAAUGACAAUGUAAUCGUAGAUAUUGAAGUUGUAGACAAGCGUAAAACUGGUGGGGUGUCAACCAAUAUGGAAGUUUGUGGGCUGAAAAAACUGUUGGAACGGCCGUUGUUGGUGAGAUUGUUGUGUCAGAAAUUGCGACAGAUGCUUCCACGGCAGUUGCCGUACUGGUUAGAAGAAUGA